AUGGAGAACUCUAAGUUGAGCAAGAAUGAUACCUCUGUCUUGGCGGCCCUUUUCGAUCCAGAGUCAUCCCUAUCGGGAGUCAUCCACGUCAACAAUCAUCUGCCAAAAAGCUCAGAUACAAGAAGGGUAGAGCUGCUGCAAGAGCGAGAACGACAGGCGCUGAGAUUGAUCAACCAAGAGGCACCGGAACCGAGUCACAUUGAAAAAGCCCUUUCCGAAUUGACAAAUAUCAUCAACGAUGAUUCUUCAUAUGCAUCUGCUUGGAACAACCGGGCACAAGCACGCCGAAUGUUAAUCGACGACGAAAAGCUGAAAACAAACUCGAAGGCGGUCGCAGACAUCUUGCACGAUAUCGCUCAAGCUGUUUCACUUGCAACAACGAGCAAGGAGAUCGACGCCGUUUCAAGACUCGAUGCGAAGGUCCUUGCCUCAGCACACACCCACAGAGGUUACUUGCUCCUUUUGGCCAGCAAGUCGGAAACAUCCCGCAAGAUGCUGGAUGACGUGCCUAGUCUGAGAGGGUUAUCAAGAGACGAGCUGGAAGGAACUGCGAGCCGAGAACUGGCUCUUGGUGGUCGAUAUGGAAAUGAAACUGCUCGACAACUGGCGGUCAAGACUAAUCCGUAUGCGAAAUUGUGUGGUUCGAUCGUGAGGGAGGCGCUAACGAAGGAAAUUUCGGACUUUUACCAACGGCAACCCAGAAUCGUGAGGUAA
Messenger RNA from Rhinocladiella mackenziei CBS 650.93, 714 nucleotides. RefSeq lists its product as uncharacterized. The record is from RefSeq and is a predicted model, not a curated record. The coding region runs from base 1 to 714 and encodes 237 amino acids. Gene Ontology annotation, biological process: cilium assembly. Lineage: Eukaryota; Fungi; Ascomycota; Eurotiomycetes; Chaetothyriales; Herpotrichiellaceae. The transcript has a single exon.